Cyprinodon tularosa is the source of this 1948-nucleotide messenger RNA. It is a transcript of the gene ccdc15, whose product is annotated as coiled-coil domain containing 15. Lineage: Eukaryota; Metazoa; Chordata; Actinopteri; Cyprinodontiformes; Cyprinodontidae. The transcript is spliced from 10 exons. Gene Ontology annotation, cellular component: centrosome. The record is from RefSeq and is a predicted model, not a curated record. Bases 216 to 1511 code for a protein of 431 amino acids.
UGACAAACUUCAAACACACCAAUGGAGCGAUAUUCAAACAAACCUGUUGCUACUGCUCGGUUUUGUUCCAUUUGUCUGUACAGCAGAUGCUUUUCAGUUUAUUUUCCUUGUUUACAAAGUGUAUUUAAUUCAUGUGUGUCGAUUUAGCUAACGUAGCAGUUUCUUUAUGACAUUGCCUUAGCAUUUAACUUUAGCAGCAGCGUUUUCUGUUACCGAUGAGUGCUAACCGUGUUAGAACUCCGAAAACCUGCAGGAAGAAAUUCCCAGGGACCAGGAGCAGCCUGCAGGUUCCCUUAAAGGCCAGUAAGGUGCUGGCUGAGAGGAACCAGGCAGUGGUGGCGGUUGGAGCCUGGGUGGAGGACGGACAGGAUUUCCGAGAGCACCCGGCUGCGCUCGCUGUACUAACUGAAGAGCUACAAGCACAGAUUAGAAGGGAGAACGAAGACAGCCUGAGGCGGUUUCAAGAUGAAGUACGGCGGCGAGUGGCACAUCAGGCUCACCGCAGCAAGAGACGACAGCAGAAUCACGCGCAUCCCUCGGUCAUAUCUCAUAGAAGAUUCCCAUAUUAUCAGGUGGUGACCCACCAAGAGUUUGACAGUGAGGAGAACAUCCCCUCAGGAAGUGCUGCACAGCACAGCACCUCCCCACGGUCUAGGGACCCUAUGAGGCAGGUCAGACUCAGACUGGCCGCCUGUCGCCUGAUCCAGCAAGAGGAAACGGCGUCAGAUCUUCCAGGGGGCAGAUGGAACAUCUCUCCAACCAGACAUGCGAAUCAGAGAUCUGGUGCUCAGGGGCAGAGAACGGAGCGAGAUGUUCUGGAGGAUGAAGGAGAGGAAGCCAGAGAUCCUCCUUUCUUUGGCAGUCAACAUGAAUGCCCCCUUGUUCAACAGAAGGUGGGCAAACAUGCUUUUUUGGAUCUUGAUGAUUUGCACUCAGAUCACAGUUCUGCUCGAAGCCUAAGUGUCCCAAGGGUUCUCUGGCCAAUGAUGAAUCAAGAAAAAGUAAAAAAGCAGCGUCAGGCUCAGUUUUUGAUACACCGGCGUCAGGCCAUGAGCACAGAACGGGAGCAGGUGAAGGAGAACAAGCAACUCAGGAAACACCUGAAGAGGACGGCAAGGAUCAAAGCAGAGAAAGAAAAGGUUCGUCAGGAGGAGGAGAUGAAACUAGAAAGAGCUCGGAUGCUUGCAGAAGCCAGACAGAGACUUGAGGAGAGAGAGCUGCAGAUUCUGGAGCGUCUGAAGCUGGAAGAGGAGCAGAGAGCCGAGCAGCUGCAAAAGAGGAACAAGGAGGAGCCGAGGAGAGACUCUGCAAGGUUUGUUGAAUCUCUGAGAGCUCAGCUGAAGGAGCGCCUGUCUCAGACAAAGCUGGAGCUGCCUCCUCUCUGCUGCUGUGCCUCCUCUUUUUGGGAUUCCCACCCUGAUACCUGUGCCAACAACUGUUCCUUCCACAACAAUCCCAGAGCAUAUGCCAAAGCUCUACGUUCAGCGCUGGUGAGUUUGGAUCUAAAGUGAACGGAGCUGCAUUGUCUAAUGGAGAUCGCUUCUUUUCAAACACACUAAUCCAAAGUAUCCGAAAGACUAAACCUGGAUUAUUGCAUAUUUACCUUGCAGAAUAAUUAGUUCAAUGUAACUUUCCCCACAUGUUAUUUUAUUGUUUAAUGAAACACUGAUUGGAAAAUUAAGUCCCCACCUUGACUUUUCUGGACUGUUCUGAAUUUUGCUAAUUUUAUUCAUGUAUUUAUUGUAAGUUAUUAGGUUUGUUAAUAUUUGAGCUGUGUGCAGCUAAUGAUUAACAUAACUUAAAAGAAUCAGAAACUCAAUCAGGGAUUUAGUAUCUGUUUAAACUUGAACUCUGCUCUGUUUUAUUGGGCAGGUUUACAAGAUUUGACCUGUACUGCUGUUUUUUUUCCAUCUCUUUCAAAGAAGUAUUAAAAAUAACAUCUCACAUG